CGGAAGUUGCGUGCUCUGCGUGCUCGCUCCCGUCUCUUUCUCUGUGGCGUGGCCGCCAUGCUGUAGUUGCUGGUCCCGGAGCCGCCAUUACCCGCCGCCCAGCACCAUGCCGGCCUACUUCCAGCGCCCCGAGAAUGCCCUGAAAAGGGCCAACGAAUUCCUUGAAGUCGGGAAGAAGCAGCCCGCUCUUGAUGUUUUGUAUGACGUGAUAAAGAGCAAAAAGCACCGAACAUGGCAGAAAAUCCACGAGCCUAUUAUGCUCAAGUACCUGGAGCUCUGCGUGGACCUCCGCAAGAGCCACCUGGCCAAAGAAGGACUUUAUCAAUACAAGAACAUUUGCCAGCAGGUAAAUAUCAAGUCCUUAGAAGAUGUUGUCCGCGCUUACUUGAAACUGGCCGAGGAGCGAACGGAGGCUGCGAAGGAGUCUUCUCAACAGAUGGUUUUGGACAUUGAGGACUUGGAUAAUAUUCAGACUCCAGAGAGUGUUCUUUUAAGUGCUGUGAGUGGAGAGGACACCCAGGACCGUACCGACCGGCUGUUACUGACGCCCUGGGUGAAAUUCUUGUGGGAGUCUUACAGACAGUGCCUGGACCUCCUAAGGAACAACUCUAAGGUGGAGCGUCUGUACCAUGACAUCGCUCAGCAAGCCUUCAAGUUCUGCCUGCUGUACACCAGGAAGGCCGAGUUUCGCAAGCUCUGCGAUAACCUGAGGAUGCAUUUGGGCCAAAUCCAGCGCCAUCAUAACCAGAGUACGGCCAUCAACCUGAACAACCCCGAGAGCCAGUCCAUGCACCUGGAGACCCGGCUGGUCCAGCUGGACAGUGCCAUCAGCAUGGAGCUGUGGCAGGAAGCCUUUAAAGCUGUUGAAGAUAUUCAUGGUCUCUUUGCCCUGUCCAAGAAGCCGCCAAAGCCCCAGCUGAUGGCCAAUUACUAUAACAAGGUGUCCACCGUCUUCUGGAAGUCUGGGAAUACCCUGUUUCACGCGUCAACCCUGCACCGUCUUUUUCAUCUGUCCAGGGAGAUGCGGAAGAAUCUCACCCAAGAGGAAACACAGAGAAUGUCCACCCGGGUCUUGUUGGCAACUCUUUCUAUUCCUAUAACCCCCGAGCGCACGGACAUCGCUCGGCUUUUGGAUAUGGACGGCAUCAUCGUGGAGAAGCAGAGGCGUUUGGCCACCCUGCUGGGGCUGCAGGCCCCUCCGAACCGCGCCGGGCUCAUUAACGACAUGGUCCGGUUUAAUGUCCUGCAGCACGUCGGUCCUGACGUGAAGGAGUUGUACAACUUGCUUGAGGUGGAUUUCCACCCGCUGAAGCUUUGUGGACGCAUCACCAAGGUUUUGGACUGGGUCAGGGAACAAAGCGAGAAGGAGCCAGAACUCCAGCAGUAUAUCCCUCAGCUCCAGAACAACACGAUUCUCCGGCUCUUACAGCAGGUCUCCCAAAUCUAUCAGAGCAUAGAGUUCACCCGGCUCGCCUCCCUCAUCCCCUUUGUGGAUGAGUUCUUGCUGGAGAGGGCGAUAGUCGAUGCGGCUCGUCACUGUGACUUGCAGGUACGCAUUGAUCACUCCUCCCGCACGCUAAGCUUCGGCUCGGACCUGAAUUACUCUACGCGUGAAGAUGCUCCCUUCGGGCCUUUCCUGCAGAACAUGCCGUCGGAGCACAUUAGGAAUCAGCUGACUGCAAUGUCCACAGUGCUUUCCAAGGCUGUUGCCACCAUUAAACCGGCUCACGUGCUGCAAGAAAGAGAGGAGCAGCACCAGCUCGCUAUCACGGCUUAUCUGAAAAACUCGAGAAAGGAGCACCAGCGGAUCCUGGCAAGACGGCAGACCAUAGAAGAGAGGAAGGAACGCUUGGAGAACCUGAAUAUCCAAAGGGAAAAGGAGGAGCUGGAGCAGCGUGAAGCUGAACUCCAGAAAGUGCGCAAGGCGGAGGAGGAGAGGCUGAGGCAAGAAGCCAAGGAACGCGAGAAGGAGCGUAUCCUUCAGGAACACGAGCUGAUCAAGAAGAAAACUGUCCGCGAGCGUCUGGAGCAAAUUAAAAAGACUGAAUUUGGAGCCAAAGCUUUCAAGGAUAUCGACAUAGAGAACCUCGAGGAACUGGACCCUGACUUUAUCAUGGCCAAACAGGUGGAACAAUUGGAGAAAGAAAAGAAGGAGCUGCAGGAGCGUCUUAAGAAUCAGGAGAAAAAGAUCGACUAUUUUGAAAGAGCGAAGCGGCUGGAAGAAAUCCCGCUUAUUAAGAAAGCGUACGAGGAGCAGCGGAUCAGCGACAUGGAGCUGUGGGAGCAGCAGGAGGAGGAGAGGAUAAAGACCUUGCUUCUGGAACGUGAGAAGGCCGUAGAGCACAAGAACCGUCUCUCUCGCAUGGUGGAGGACAGAGACCAGUUUGUGUCCCAGCUGAUGUCCGCUCGCCAGUCUGUGUACGAGGAGAAACUAACUCAGUUCCAGGAGAGGCUGUCGGAAGAGAGAAAGGUCCGUCUGGAAGCACGCAAGCGCCAGCGCAAAGAGGAGAGAAGAAUAAACUAUUACAGACAGAAGGAGGAAGAUGAGCAACGAAAGCUGGAGGAGAGGCUGAAAAAGGAGCGCGAGGAGCUCGAGAGAAUCGAGAAUGAAAAGAGAGAAGCCGAAGAGCGUGAAUAUCAGGAGCGCAUCCGGAAGCUGGAGGAACAGGAGCGCAAGAAGCGCCAGAGAGAGCUGGAGAUCGAGGAGCGUGAGCGGCGCCGCGAGGAGGAGAGGCGAGGCGGCGAGGAGCCUAUAAAGAGGGACGGCGCAUGCUGGGCAGACAAAGAAGCUGAUAGCGGCUGGCGGCGCGCCGGUGAAACUCCACAGAGGGACUGGCGAAAGGGGGCACCGGAUGUUGAAAAGAACCCUGGUGAUGAAGAGAAGCCGGAUGAUGAAGAUGAAGGGGUUGGAAGAAAGGAUGCCGGCGAAAGGCAGGCUUCACGUGCAGACGAUGACCGGGGUCCUGCUCGUGGUUUUGAAGACAGGGGGCCACGCCGUGCUCUUAUUGAAGAUAAAGUUCCAAGGCGCGAUGAGGAGGAACGUAAUUCAUGGCGUAGUGCUGGUGAUGAUGGUCCCCCUAGGCGUGGCUUUGAUGAUGAUCGCCCCGCACCCAGGAGGGGCUUUGAUGAUGAUCGCCCCGCACCCAGGAGGGGCUUUGAUGAUGAUCGCCCCGCACCCAGGAGGGGCUUUGAUGAUGAUCGCCCCGCACCCAGGAGGGGCUUUGAUGAUGAUCGCCCCGCACCCAGGAGGGGCUUUGAUGAUGAUCGCCCCGCACCCAGGAGGGGCUUUGAUGAUGAUCGCCCCGCACCCAGGAGGGGCUUUGAUGAUGAUCGUCCCGCACCCAGGAGGGGCUUUGAUGAUGAUCGUCCCGCACCCAGGAGGGGCUUUGAUGAUGAUCGUCCCCCUCCCAGGAGGGGCUUUGAUGAUGAUCGCCCCGCACCCAGGAGGGGCUUUGAUGAUGAUCGCCCCGCGCCCAGGAGGGGCUUUGAUGAUGAUCGCCCUGCUCCCAGGAGGGGCUUUGAUGAUGAUCGCCCCGCUCCCAGGAGGGGAUUUGACGACGACCGCCCAGCGCCCAGGAGGGGCUUUGACGACGACCGCGGUCCCAGGAGGGGCUUUGACGACGACCGUCCCGCGCCCAGGAGGGGCUUUGACGACGACCGUCCUGCGCCUAGAAGGGGCUUUGACGAUGAAAAGGGACCACGCCGAGGCUUUGAUGAUGACCGGACUCCAAGAAGAGGUUUGGAUGAAGAUCGUGGUUCUUGGCGUGGCGGAGAUGAUGACAGAGGCCUGGGACGUGGUGCGGAUGAUGACGGCGGUCCGGCACCUUGGAAGCCAUAUUCAGCAACCAAAUCCGGGGGUUGGCGUGAACGUGAGAAGGCCCGUGAGGACAGUUGGGGUCCGCCACGUGAUUCAAAGCCUUCAGAAGAUAAUGACUGGUCCAGGAGGGAAGGAAAAGAUACAGACCUCGACCCUGAGCCCGUGAGACGUCCCGUCAGAGAGGAGUCAGCCUGGCGCCGCGGAGGAGACGACCCGGAUAAAGAUGACGGUCGUGAAAAAGAGGAAAAACGCAGACCCUUUAAAACAGACAGAGAAGAGCCAAAUCCGUGGCGGCGCGGGGAGGACAAAGACAUCCGGCAAGAAGAGCGCGGCACACCUCGCCGAGCCGCACCGGCAGACAAAGAGAAAAGCGCGUGGCGCUCAGAGAAGAAAGAAGAUAAAGACGCUCCCCGUCGGUCCAAGAUUGAAACAGACGAUGAUGGCUGGACUACGGUGCUGAGGCGCUAGGUAUACGGAGCUUCUCCAGGAGGCCAGACUUUCAUUAGUGAAAUUCCUAUUCCUCCCCAGCCAUCCCCUGCCCUAAAGUGUUAAUAAAACGUGACGUCUGCAUUCCUCUCUCUGAUCUCCUCUUUACUCGCCUGAGACUUCUGGAAUUUCCUUCGCCCAGCAAUCUCCCGAAAUACGUCUGAAACGCAAUGUAUUUUAUCUCUUUAACCUAAAUCAUUGGCUUCUGUAAUAAAAAUCCUUCAUAUGUUG
Spea bombifrons (plains spadefoot toad) is the source of this 4534-nucleotide messenger RNA. RefSeq names its product eukaryotic translation initiation factor 3 subunit A (gene EIF3A). NCBI's taxonomy places the organism in Eukaryota, Metazoa, Chordata, Amphibia, Anura, Pelobatidae. Gene Ontology annotation, molecular function: mRNA binding; translation initiation factor activity. Gene Ontology annotation, cellular component: multi-eIF complex; eukaryotic translation initiation factor 3 complex, eIF3e; eukaryotic translation initiation factor 3 complex, eIF3m. The coding region runs from base 107 to 4285 and encodes 1392 amino acids. Gene Ontology annotation, biological process: translation reinitiation; formation of cytoplasmic translation initiation complex. The transcript is spliced from 22 exons. The record is from RefSeq and is a predicted model, not a curated record.